Molecule: messenger RNA, 1297 nt
Organism: Punica granatum (pomegranate)
Lineage: Eukaryota; Viridiplantae; Streptophyta; Magnoliopsida; Myrtales; Lythraceae
Source: RefSeq, a predicted model, not a curated record
AGAGAGAGAGAGAGAGAGAGAAAUCGAAUUUUUGGCGUGGGAAAUCUUUGAUGAUGAUCUUCCUUCCUUCUCCCUCCUUCCAUGGGCCAUCACCACCAAGAAUAGUCACAGAUGAAUCGUAACCUCCCGCCCUCCUCUCUGCAAUUUCAGUGGUGGCGAGUCAUUUCUAUGUUAUAAUUCCUCAUUAACCAAACAUCCCCUCAGAUUCUUCCCGUCCGUUCUCUACCCCGACAUUAACCUGAAUCCAUCCGAAAACUAGAAAAUUUCAAGAAAAGAUAAGAUUGACAUCUCCCAGUUCUUGCGUUUCACCCAGAAGGCCCCGGCUGCAUUGGAUUGGGCGAGGAGCUGAAUCGAUUCCCAGAUGGGCACUUACAGGGCGGACGAUGAUUACGAUUACCUGUUCAAGGUUGUGUUGAUCGGAGACUCCGGCGUCGGGAAAUCGAACCUGCUGUCGAGGUUCUCCCGGAAUGAGUUCAGCCUCGAGUCCAAGUCCACGAUUGGGGUCGAGUUCGCGACUCGGUGCAUAAGGGUCGACGAUAAGACCGUCAAGGCCCAGAUUUGGGACACCGCUGGCCAAGAAAGAUACAGAGCAAUCACGAGUGCGUACUACAGAGGAGCAGUUGGGGCCCUGCUAGUCUAUGACAUAACCCGCCACGUCACAUUUGAGAAUGUGGAGAGGUGGCUCAAAGAGCUGCGGGACCACACCGAGUCCAACAUCGUGAUUAUGCUCGUCGGGAACAAGGCCGACCUCCGCCAUCUCCGUGCUGUGUCCACCGACGAUGCCAGCUCCUUCGCUGAGCGUGAGAACACUUUCUUCAUGGAGACCUCUGCCCUCGAGUCGCUCAACGUUGAGAAUGCCUUCACGGAGGUCUUGACUCAGAUCUACCGCAUUGUCAGCAGGAAGGCCCUCGACAUAGGGGAUGACCCCACCGUGCUUCCCAAGGGACAGAUGAUCAACGUGGGGUCUAGGGACGACGUCUCGGCCGUCAAGAAAGUCGGGUGCUGCUCCUCAUAAGAAGGGUGUGGAGGGACGGGCUCGGAAAUGGUCAUCUGGCGUGAUAAAAUUCUACAUAUAUAUACAGCAGAUUAGGUCAUAAAGAAAUUAAGCUGGAAAGAGAAAUGUAGGAGGAGCUAUACCUUUGCCUUUCCAUUUUACUGUAUUGUUUCAUUUGUUUUUCACUCAUUUAGUGUAUGUUUGUACUUUGAGCUUUUGUCGUUGUGGAUUAAAACCAAGUAGUCUUCUGUUGUAUAUGAGACCACACUAAAUAAUACAGUUAUAUUUGAAGUAUUUACCUUC